Molecule: messenger RNA, 1743 nt
Organism: Metarhizium brunneum ARSEF 3297
Lineage: Eukaryota; Fungi; Ascomycota; Sordariomycetes; Hypocreales; Clavicipitaceae
Gene: NIPA2
Product: Magnesium transporter NIPA2
Biological process (GO): magnesium ion transport
Cellular component (GO): membrane
Molecular function (GO): magnesium ion transmembrane transporter activity
Source: RefSeq, a predicted model, not a curated record
AUGGACGCCGAGCUCGUUGCUAGAGCCCUAGAGGGACCAGACCGGCCACCAUAUUACAAGGUCGUAGGUAUCGCACUGGCUAUUGGUUCUGGCCUGUUCAUCGGAUCAUCCUUUGUGCUGAAAAAGGUCGGACUUCUCAGGGCCAACGAGAAGUACAACGAAGUCGCUGGCGAGGGCUACGGAUAUUUGAAAAACGCCUUUUGGUGGAGCGGCAUGACGCUCAUGAUUGUCGGCGAGAUCUGCAACUUCGUCGCAUAUGCCUUUACCGAUGCGAUUCUCGUCACGCCACUGGGAGCAUUGUCUGUUGUCAUUACCACAAUUCUCUCCGCCGUAUUUCUCAAGGAACGCCUGAGUCUGGUCGGCAAGGUUGCAUGCUUUCUAUGUAUAGUCGGGUCCGUCGUCAUUGUCCUGAACGGCCCUCAGGAAUCCUCGGUCGCCGACAUUCAGGAAAUGAAGACGUUCUUUAUCGCUCCGGGCUUCCUGUCCUAUGCAGGCGUUAUUUUGGUCGGCUCCGUCAUUACUGCAUUUUAUGCUGGCCCUAGAUGGGGCAAGAAGAACAUGCUGGUCUACAUUUCCAUCUGCAGUUGGAUUGGCGGUCUGAGUGUCGUGUGUACUCAAGGGUUGGGCGCAGCCAUCAUAGCAUGGAUUGGUGGAAAGCCGCAGUACAAGGAAUGGUUCCUAUGGGUCUUGUUUGUCUUUGUCAUCGGCACGCUGGUGACUGAGAUCAUCUUCUUAAAUAAAGCUCUCAACCUCUUCAACGCAGCUCUCGUCACGCCCACAUAUUAUGUUUACUUCACCAGCACCACAAUCAUCACGUCUUCAGUCUUGUUCAGAGGUUUCAAGGGCACCCCGCAGGCAAUUGCCACCGUUGUGAUGGGAUUUCUCACAAUUUGCUCGGGCGUGGUACUGUUGCAGUUAUCCAAGUCAGCCAAGGAUGUUCCCGACGUUGCCGUUUUCAAGGGCGACCUGGAUCAAAUCCACACCAUUGCCGAACAAGAGCAGCCGGAGUCAGAGCCCAAGGCUGAUGCCAUCCGUGGCGCGGCCGCUAUCGUACGUAGAAUAUCAAACACUCGUUUAAGGAUGGAAGCCGAGGAGUUGAAGAGGCUCCAUGAAGAGAAGAUGGCAGAGACCAUGGCCCCUAUUAGCGAGGACGGGCAGUCGGAAUAUGAGUGGGACGGCCUAAGAAGAAGGAGAACACUGGCGGCGAGCACACGAGCACGCGCUGCAACAUCGCCUCAACCUCGUACACCGGUCCCCGGCCCGUUGGGCAGUCCCACAAGUCCUCACCCUCCGCUAGGCAUGUCGCGCUUCCCGUCGGACGAGGAGCUUGAGCAAGCGGAGCAAGGCACCAUUUUCUCUAGUAUAGCUGGCACCAUUCGAGGCCGGCCUCGGACCAGCACCACACUACCGUCCUACGAGGACGAGUAUCCCAUUAAAGGCAGAAGUCCCCUUCAUCCCAUUCCACUGACGCAUAUACAACAAGUGCCGACACAGAAGCCUGAUGACGAAGCAGGUGCGUAUUAUGGUCACACCCGCGAGCAUGUCUUUAGCCAUCAGGAUACCGCGUAUCACGGCGUCGCGGACAGGAAUGUUCAGGACAUUCCACCCACGCCACCGCCACACUCUGCACGACGCCAGUUUUCAUUCAAUCGAGUUUUCAGGCGGAAUACAGGGCCUACGGAAGAGGAAAGAGUAGGUCUAGUCAAAGAGGGGGGAACUGAAGGCCAGCCUUCCUUUAUCUAG